Impatiens glandulifera is the source of this 1065-nucleotide messenger RNA. Its product is annotated as 15-hydroxyprostaglandin dehydrogenase [NAD(+)]-like. Gene Ontology annotation, cellular component: cytoplasm. The record is from RefSeq and is a predicted model, not a curated record. NCBI's taxonomy places the organism in Eukaryota, Viridiplantae, Streptophyta, Magnoliopsida, Ericales, Balsaminaceae. Bases 144 to 737 code for a protein of 197 amino acids. The transcript is spliced from 6 exons. Gene Ontology annotation, molecular function: oxidoreductase activity, acting on the CH-OH group of donors, NAD or NADP as acceptor.
GCGGCAGCGGCGGCGAUGGCAAUUGAUCUAAUUAAUAAGACGCAUGUAACCCAGAUCAAAUCCUAGCUAGUUAGCAUUCUCAAGGAAAAAGCUUUAAGACCGGAAGAACCAAUCUCAAAAACCCUAAACACCGACAGCCAUACAUGGAGCUCAAACCAGGCCUGUCGGCUCUCGUCACAGGCGGUGGUAAUGGAAUUGGGAAAGCUCUCAGUUUGGCUUUUGCAAAGAAAGGCAUAUUCGUCACUGCUGUCGAUUUCUCCGAGGAGAAGGGAAAGGAAGUAGCAUCCCUUGUUGAAAAGGAGAAUGCAAAGUUUCAUUCAGAUUUUCCAUUUAAAUCUGCUCUAUUUAUCAAAUGCGAUUUCACAGACGCAGCUAGAAAACUGUCGCAUGCUUUUAAAAAGCAUUUCGAAACAUAUGGGGGACUGGAUAUCUGUGCUAAUAGUGCUGGUGUUACAACUCCCCUGCCUUUCCAUGAAGAUCAACUUGGUACUAGCACUAAUCCAUGGAGACAGACUAUCAAUGUGAAUCUCAUUGCUGCUAUUGACAGCACUCGCCUCGCGAUACAAACCAUGCGUGCUGCUCAAAAGCCUGGUGUUAUCAUAAAUUUGGGUUCUGCCUCUGGUCUUUAUCCAAUGUUCGGCGAUCCUAUCUACUCUGCAUCUAAAGGUGGUGUUAUCAUGUUCACUAGGUCACUUUCAUGUACAACUUCUAUGGCUGAGAUACUAGAAAUGACUUAACUUUCAAUCUGAUUGUUCUCUCCUGGGCACAGCAGGUGGAUGGUGGGGUCAUGUUAGGGAUCAGACAACUAACCCAAUAAGUGUUGUUAUGAGAAUGCAGACAAUUAACCCAACAAGUGUUGGUUUCGAGAAUGCAGUUAAUGCCCCCUGCUCCCAAUGUUGAUCCACUCCUCAAUCCUUGGGCUUUAGAGAAGGUUUAUUUAUAUAAUGCAUUUUCCAAUGAACUGCCUCAAAGUUAGUAGAGUUGUUCAUGCACUGAGUCACAAUUUCCGUAGUGCUACCAAAAUAGUGCGAACUCCCCUUUCGUUACCAAUCAAACCUGGGCAUG